Messenger RNA from Neoarius graeffei (lesser salmon catfish), 1505 nucleotides. RefSeq names its product angiopoietin-like 5 (gene angptl5). The transcript is spliced from 8 exons. Lineage: Eukaryota; Metazoa; Chordata; Actinopteri; Siluriformes; Ariidae. The record is from RefSeq and is a predicted model, not a curated record. Bases 149 to 1318 code for a protein of 389 amino acids.
GAAAAUCUGUGGUGGUCUAGGCACUAGUGCAGUCCUUCUUUUGUUGUACUGUGGCCAAAGAGGCAGUCCCGGACCAUACGGCUUCUCAGUAUCUUUACCUCUCAUUGCAGCUUCAUGUGCUGACUGAGCUCAGUAUAACUCAGCAAACAUGAUUUGGAUCACCUUGUUUUGGCUUCAUAUGUUCUCAAAUCUUCUUGCAUUACCCAACAUGACUGUGGACAUAAACAGUGCUGCACUUGAUGAACCUGUGACGUCAGCCGAGGAUUUUGAGGACGCAUCUGUACAGAACCAAAAAGAGCAAAGUGUCAGAAAUGUCGAUCGAGAAAAGUGCAUGGUGCCUUGUGAGAUCACAACAAAACUCAUACAGGAUGAGAAGCAUUCUUGGUGCAGUAACCUCCAGCAUACCAUGACAACAUAUACCAGGAGCACAAGGAAGCUGAUCCGAGAUUUAAUUGACGAACAGCAGAAGACUCUGGAAUUCCUCUCUAACCAGGUAAUGGAACUUUCAACCAAAGUCCACAGUCUCAGUUUAGAUGUGCAGAGGAGCAACAGUGAGAUGUUUUCUGUGAAGCCCAUGAAUGCUCACGGUAGAGACUGCACUGACAUCAAAGAAACACUAGAGACAGUAACACCAAAAAUUCCAAGUGGGGUUUAUAUUAUUCAACCUGAAAACUCUGAGCUUUUGUUUGAGGUAUUUUGUGAGAUGGAUUACAUGGAUGGAGGCUGGACGGUCAUCCAGAGGCGGACUGAUGGCCUGACUGACUUUAAACGUGCAUGGUCAAGCUACCUGGAUGGAUUUGGACCCCUACCAGGAGAACACUGGCUUGGUUUGAGGAAGGUGCACAGUAUUGUGAAUCAGAAGAACACCCGCUUUAAGCUUCACAUCUCCUUCGUCUCUCAAGAUGACUCCACAGCGUAUGCCUCUUAUGACAACUUCUGGCUUGAAGACAAUAGCAAAUUCUAUGCAAUUCAUCUUGGCAGAUAUGCUGGUAGUGCAGGUGAUGCUUUCAGAGGAUAUGAGCAAGAGCAGAAUCAGGACACGGCACCUUUCAGUACCUCAGAUGUCGAUAAUGAUGGCUGUGUUCCUUUCUGCACUUUUGAUGGCAAAGCUGUGGAGAGCUGCAGCGUGCAACACAACAACACAGGCUGGUGGUUUAAUCAGUGUGGCAAGGCAAACCUCAACAGCUCACCACUGGACCAAGAUCCCUAUACUCAACCGCACCUUCACUGGGACACAUGGACUAAGAACGGAGAGCCUGUCAGCAUCAAGUCAGUAACAAUGAAGAUCAGGAGGGUUGACGGCUCAAAUCUGAAAUAAACUUUUCAAGACUGAAAGUUGGAAGAUUGAGGAACGUUUCAUUAAUUAUCAGUCAGAAUGCAAUUUAAUUAAAUAAACAUACCAAGGUCAAAAAUACUGAUGUGUAAAAGGCAUAUCUUGAAAUAACACCAAUUUUUUUUCCCUAAUAUUUAUCUUUUUGAAAUUAAAUGUCACUAUUAGCCACAAA